AUGCAACCCCCUGAACGCCUCUUCCUCUUUCUUCCCCUCCUCCUCCCUGGGAUGUGGGCAGACCAAGAGGAGCCACAAGUUCUCCAGUUUCUCCAGACCAGCUUCUUCACCAACAUCAGCUCUGCUGACGUGUACAUGGUGGCUCUCCUGGGGGACGUGCCCAUCCUUACACUGGAUCCUGACAACUGGAGCACGCACUUCCACCGGCCCUGGGCUCUCCAGGCUACAGCUGAGGGUGACAUGGAGAAGAUCAGGGGCCAGGUGAAACCCUUUCUGCGCAAUAUGGUCCGAUACAUACACAAUAUGAUCCAGCAGGCACAAUGGGACUAUCCACUGGUGGUCCAGAUCCGUGCAGGCUGUGUGCUGCAACCCAACAGGACAAGCUUGGGCUUCAUGGAUGUCGGGGAGAGUGGCAGAGACUUAAUAACUUUCGAGGUGGAGAGGCAGCGCUGGGAGCCACAGGAACCAUCCCUGCUAGCAGAGCUAUCCAGCCAGUCCCUCACCAGCAUGAAGGCCAUCACAGGGGUCCUGGUGCACCUCCUCUCCAUCUCCUGCCCGAGCUACAUCCUCAGCCUGUGCAGGUAUGGGAGGGCUGACCUGGAGAGACAAGAGCUGCCCGUGGCCACAGUCUUUGCCCGCACGCCCAGACCAGACCAGCUCCUGCUCAUUUGCCGUGUCACUGGCUUCUACCCACGGCCCAUCAGCGUGGCUUGGCUGCAGGAUGGCCAAGAGGUGCCACCAGGCCCGGCGCUCAACACCAGUGCCAUCCUGCCCAACGCAGACCUCACCUACCAGCUCCGCAUCACCCUGGCCGUGGCUCCCCAUGACGGGCACAGCUAUGCCUGCCACGUGCGCCACCGCAGCCUGGGCACCGGCAGUCUCCUCAUCCCGUGGGAAAACCGCAGCUCAGCUCCAACCAUCGGCAUCAUCAUCGCAGUGCUGCUCCUUGUGGCCACAGCCUCUGCUGCGUGGGUUUGGCAGUGGAAGCACAGGAAAGGUGAUAAGGCCACACAGGAGACCCAGGAAUUCAUCAUUUGAGGCCUAGCUGUCUGCCCAGCAACAAGCUCCCUUGCCACCAGCUUUCCUCCCUGCUCAUCAGCACUGACAAGGUGUUUACUCUGGAAAACCACUGCAUUAAACAGUUACAAAAU
Messenger RNA from Athene cunicularia (burrowing owl), 1151 nucleotides. RefSeq names its product T-cell surface glycoprotein CD1b-3-like. Lineage: Eukaryota; Metazoa; Chordata; Aves; Strigiformes; Strigidae. The coding region runs from base 1 to 1038 and encodes 345 amino acids. The transcript is spliced from 6 exons. Gene Ontology annotation, molecular function: lipopeptide binding; endogenous lipid antigen binding; exogenous lipid antigen binding. The record is from RefSeq and is a predicted model, not a curated record. Gene Ontology annotation, cellular component: external side of plasma membrane. Gene Ontology annotation, biological process: immune response; antigen processing and presentation, endogenous lipid antigen via MHC class Ib; positive regulation of T cell mediated cytotoxicity.